AUGAGGGUGAUGAAAACCAAAACAGCAGCUGUAUGAAAGCCUCCUCUCGCCCACACGCGGCUUUUCCCCGUGACUGAUGCUCGCCUCGGAUUUGAUCUGACGGAGGCAAAACAAACAUUUCCUCUCGCCGUAUUUUAGUCUCUAAUGAAAGCUCAGAACCUCUGCUUGCUGCUCGCUUUGUUUCGACUGUGACAAACUAUUUUACUGCUCCAGUUUCGCCCCAAAUGUGAGAGAAGAAAACACACGCGCGAGCGGCUCGUGGACGCGCACAGACGCGGAGCGGGCAGGUUGAGUCUACGAGGUUCUCAUGUGUUGUUUAAGAGCGCAGCGCCGCGCGAGCGCUAUUCAUUGCUGAAAGCAGACAGCGUUUGAGAGACUCGAUCCGAUCAGAGAGAGAUGGCAGAAACCGCCCCAGCCCCGGCUGCUGCCGCCCCGGCCAAAGCGCCCAAGAAGAAGUCCGCUGCGAAAGCCAAGAAAGCAGGUCCAGGCGUCGGUGAGCUCAUCGUCAAAACUGUGAGCGCGUCCAAGGAGAGGAGCGGCGUGUCCCUCGCCGCCCUGAAGAAAGCUCUCGCUGCCAGCGGCUACGACGUGGAGAAGAACAACUCCCGCGUCAAGAUCGCCAUCAAGAGCCUGGUGACUAAAGGCACCCUGGUGCAGGUCAAAGGGACCGGCGCCUCGGGCUCAUUCAAGCUCAACAAGCAGCAAGCCGAGACCAAGAAGAAGCCGGCCAAGAAAGCGGCUCCUAAAGCAAAGAAGCCCGCGGCCAAGAAACCCGCUGCGGCCAAGAAGCCCAAGAGCGCCGCGGCAAAGAAGCCCGCCGCUAAGAAAUCGCCCAAGAAGGCCAAGAAAUCCGCCGCCACCGCCGCUAAGAAGGCCACGAAGAGCCCCAAGAAGGCGAAGAAGCCAGCAGCCGCUAAGAAAGCAGCCAAGAGCCCCAAAAAGGCCAAGGCGGCAAAGCCUAAAGCCGCCAAGCCUAAAAAGGCAGCUCCCAAAAAGAAGUAAAA
This is a messenger RNA of Megalobrama amblycephala (Wuchang bream), 1004 nucleotides long. Its product is annotated as histone H1-like. The record is from RefSeq and is a predicted model, not a curated record. The transcript has a single exon. The coding region runs from base 397 to 1002 and encodes 201 amino acids. Gene Ontology annotation, molecular function: structural constituent of chromatin; DNA binding. Lineage: Eukaryota; Metazoa; Chordata; Actinopteri; Cypriniformes; Xenocyprididae. Gene Ontology annotation, biological process: nucleosome assembly. Gene Ontology annotation, cellular component: nucleosome.